Cetraspora pellucida is the source of this 192-nucleotide messenger RNA. The record is from the annotation of a GenBank genome assembly. Lineage: Eukaryota; Fungi; Glomeromycota; Glomeromycetes; Diversisporales; Gigasporaceae.
AAACACAUUUCACCAAGACAUGAACAAAUUCCUACAGGACACAAACCAAAAUGGUUCACAAUAUUAGAAGAAAAAACCAUUAUACAUUCCCUUACUAGAAAACUCAACUCUAAUCUGAGUCUCUUACAAACUAACUCCUUAUCUUUUAGAACCGAACAUUACAACUUAAAAUCAAAACCUUGGCUUAUUACU